Messenger RNA from Camarhynchus parvulus, 924 nucleotides. RefSeq names its product RNA binding motif protein 8A (gene RBM8A). Gene Ontology annotation, cellular component: exon-exon junction complex; cytoplasm; nucleus. Bases 44 to 568 code for a protein of 174 amino acids. The transcript has 6 exons. NCBI's taxonomy places the organism in Eukaryota, Metazoa, Chordata, Aves, Passeriformes, Thraupidae. Gene Ontology annotation, biological process: RNA splicing. Gene Ontology annotation, molecular function: mRNA binding. The record is from RefSeq and is a predicted model, not a curated record.
CACUUCCGGCGCGCUCCCGGCGUGCCCCGCUACUGCCGGCAAGAUGGCGGACGUGCUGGAUCUUCAUGAGGCGGGCGGAGAGGAUUUCGCUAUGGACGAGGACGGGGACGAGAGCAUCCACAAGCUGAAGGAGAAGGCCAAGAAGCGGAAGGGCCGCGGCUUCGGCUCAGAGGAAGGAUCCCGCGCUCGGGUGCGCGAAGAUUACGACAGCGUGGAGCAGGACGGGGACGAGCCGGGGCCGCAGAGAUCCGUGGAGGGCUGGAUCCUCUUUGUGACAGGGGUGCACGAGGAGGCCACGGAGGAGGACGUGCACGACAGGUUUGCUGAAUUUGGGGAGAUCAAAAACAUCCACCUGAACCUGGACCGGCGCACUGGGUACCUCAAGGUGAGGAGGGGGCACUUUUGGGGACCCCCCCCAAGCUCCAUCUCAGCCUCCAGGGGGCUCAACGGGCAGGAGCUCAUGGGGCAGCCGGUCAGCGUGGACUGGUGCUUCGUCAGGGGCCCCCCCAAGGGCAAGAGGAGGGGCGGGCGCCGGCGGAGCCGCAGUCCGGACCGGCGCCGCCGAUGAUGGAUCCAAACCUCCUCCCAUUGAUCUUCCACCUCCAGACUGGUGGCAAACUGGGAAAACCGGGCUCUGUACACAGCCUGGAGGAGCCAAACCAGCUCCAUCCCCCUGGGGAAAUGUGGGUUUUAUGGAAUUUUAUUGUUUUCAAAGGACAGCUAUGAGGGAAGCAGCAGUUUCGGAGGGUUGGGGGGGAUUUCCCUUGGGUUUGGGGGGAUCCCUCCCAGCUCCCCAUCCCAGAAUAUCCUGGGAGGUUUUUUUUUUUCCAUGCUCCAGGCAAAUGGUUCCUAAAUCUCCCGUGCUAUUUACCCCACUGGGCAUUCCUUGUUUUGUGUCAAAUAACAAGAUUUUGUCUAAGUUUG